Molecule: messenger RNA, 486 nt
Organism: Peniophora sp. CBMAI 1063
Lineage: Eukaryota; Fungi; Basidiomycota; Agaricomycetes; Russulales; Peniophoraceae
Source: the annotation of a GenBank genome assembly
AUGACUCGUAACAACCCGGAGAUCAAUUGGACUCUAGGAGUCAUUGAUUUCUCCCACUGCCCUGAUUUGUGUGAGAUGCUGCACGAUGAUGAGGACGACCCACUUGCCGAUGAAGGCCUAGAGCUUGGUGAUCAGUUAUUUGCUUUCGACAUUGAAUCCUAUGCACGCUUCGAUAUGGAUUAUCGUAAUACGCUGCAUACACGUGCAUUCCAGACACACACUUCCAAGAUAGCAGAACAAAAGGCCUCCCAGGAGAAGGAGAAGAAGACCUUUCAGGAACGUGUUCCCUCCGCCUAUCACGACUUUAAAGACAUAUUCAACAAAGAGGAGUUCGAUCAGCUACCUCCUUGCACUCCUUACGACCACGCGCUUGAGCUUACAAAAGACUUUAAACCUAUACACAUGAAAAACUAUCCCAUGGCUCCCGCAGAACAAGAAGCGCUUGACCGCUUCCUAGAAGAAAACUUACGCUCUGGACGUAUCUGA